Messenger RNA from Prunus avium (sweet cherry), 1829 nucleotides. Lineage: Eukaryota; Viridiplantae; Streptophyta; Magnoliopsida; Rosales; Rosaceae. The record is from RefSeq and is a predicted model, not a curated record.
AUAAGAGCUGCAGGAUAUAUCUGGGUCAAAUGAGUUCAAGUCUGCUAUCAUGAAAGUGACAUCGAUUUUCUUGUGGAAAUCUUUUUGGGAAUUUAUGAUUUUUCAAUACUAUUUAUGCUGUUGUUUUAUGAACCAGAAAAAUUAUGAUUUGAGUGGGAGGACCAUUGAGUAUUUUUCUUUUGCAAGUUGUGAUUAUGGAUGUCUGCUAAAUGUGUCCUCACUCACCUUCUCUGUCCUAGCAUGAAAUUUCUUGUGCUGGCCAUCAAAGAAGCUUAUUUAUAGCCUACCUUUUCUGGUAUUGCUUUGAAAAGCUUUUAUUUAUUCUCCAAGAAUGGUGGCACUAAAAUUCAAAGUCUAGUGGUCUACCUGUUUUAAGCCGCUUCCAUAUUUAGAGCUUGUGCCUUCAAAGUAUAAGUACUCACUGUACUCAGGAGUAAAUUUUUGAGCUCAACAGUAUGAAAAGCAGAAGAGGAAAGCCCUCUGAGGCUUUCUGGCCUUCCCUUAUGAUGAAGAAAUGGCUAAACAUAAAGCCAAAGGAAUAUGAUUUCAGUGCAGAUGAGGUUGAUACUGAAACUGAAACUGAAACUGAAACGGAAAGUGAAGAUGACGGUUACUCUCUCAAAGAUGCAAGAAAGCACAUGCGUGAUGAUCAUGGCCUUAGAGAAAACCAUUCCGAUUUCCGAAGUCAACUUUCAGAUCUUCCAUCUAAGGGCUACCAGUUAAAACACCGGAGAGGGAAAUCAGAAACUGUACGUGCUCAGUACAUAAACACAAAGGAUGUGAGGGUGACAGUAGGCAGUUGGAAUGUUGCUGGAAGACUUCCGUAUGAAGAUCUUGAUAUUGACGAUUGGCUUUGUACCGAAGAACCAGCAGAUGUUUACAUUCUUGGUUUUCAAGAGGUUGUCCCUUUGAAUGCUGGGAAUGUACUGGGAGCAGAGGAUAACAAAUCAAUACCAAAAUGGGAGGCAAUCAUUCGAAAAACUCUGAACAAAUCCUUGGAACCCGAAAGCAAACACAUAUGCUACAGUGCUCCACCUUCACCAGUACAAAGGACUUCUUCUGUUGCUGAUGUACUUGCAGAAACUAAUGCUCAUCCGUUAGGUUUUCUGGGCCAGGAAUAUGUUGGAGCUACUAAUGGUUGUGACUUGGAACAUGGUCAAUUGAAUAAAGUACUCAGCAUUGGGAGAAAUUUGCAAUGGAGGAGAAUUUAUGGCAUCGAUUGCGAUAGUAGGCUAGAUUGGCCUGAACUUUCAUUAGAUGCAACCCCUCAAGUUGUCUUCACCAGUUCCAAAUUGCGGCGGGUGCUGAGCAGUUCUGCAAGAAUGAGCUUUAAUACCUCGGAUAAUCCUUUAAUAUUCAGUCCUCAAAUUUCACAAAAAGAUGGUGGAUUGAAAAGAUCACACCAUAGCUCUGGGAACCUGCGGAGAUCAAUCUCUGUGGAGCAGCAAGUGAUGCCUCAAGUUUUUGACACUCUCUCUAAUGUGUCUGACAGUGUUUUGGAAGAGGAAGAUGAUUUCUUUCAUGAAUUACCAAAUGAACAACUGAAAAAUGAAGUUAUCGACGAUGGAGCAAAGUUACCUUCUACAUAUGUCCGAAUUGUCAGCAAGCAAAUGGUAGGGAUAUAUAUAUCCGUCUGGGUGCGUAAGAAGUUGAGGAGACACAUUAACAAUCUGAAAGUAUCUCCAGUUGGGGUUGGUCUAAUGGGCUUCAUGGGAAACAAGGCUGAAGAUUGCAUUAAUUGUAGAGGAGACAACAUGUUAUAAUGUGCUGAUCAAUUGUUGAAUGUUCUUGCCUUAAUGCUAUUGACCAUCUUCGUAAUUCAUGGUUGC